AUGUGCAUAUCUAUAAACGGAAAUUUGCAACAUUCCAUCAGGUACACCCAGGUAGCUAUGGUUAAUGAGCUACAAAGUGGUCCACUGCCAUGCACAAAGACAAAGAAGCACCUCUCAGCUAUUUAUAGUCAACGAGAACCCAGUAGAGCGUUUCCUGGAUUUACUCUAAAAGAUGAUAAGAGGGAACCAGAUUGUGAACAAGUUCUAACAAGUUCCGAUGGGAGAAGAGGGGUCUACGCUUCCUUUUUAGCUAAGAAUAUUAAUGAUGAUAAUGAUAACGAUAAUGAACAUACUUCCGACAAUGAUACUGAUAUUGAGAAUAAUGGUCCCCAUACUGAUUCGGGCAGACGUGUAGCUCCGCACACUGAUCCUCUUUUAGAAGCUCCUUUAGCAAAGAAACCUACUCUGAUGAUAGGACCAUGUGAAGAAUCAUCACAAGUAGUAACGAAUUUCUCACUGACACAAUCAUUGUCAUCUGUUAUGUCUCAGGUAAGGAAUUUUAAUAACCUUCCAUCCUCUGCCAUACCUAAUGGGAUAUAUGGGGGGUUUUUGAAUACCCCUUUGGCCUCUACGGGUCGGAGAGGUGACACCAGUGUAAGCAGUACAACAUGUUCGACUUCAUCGAGAACAAAAAGUUCUGGUAUUGCUUCCUUUUUAACAUGCUCUACAGAUAACUGUAACACGCAGCCGUUAAGCGAGGAGUACAUUGGUCAAUGGUUCGGUACGCAUCUCAGUGGUGAAGAUGAAACACUGAAAGAAGUUAACUGUGAGGAAAUUGGUGCUGAAACUGCUUUUGAACAUCCACUUGUGAUUACUGAAGACGAAGAUAAUGCUGAAUAUUUGCCUUUAACACGGGAAACUACAGAUAAAAGUUACAGGGUUCCACAUAUCAAAUAUAUAAAUUUACAGGACCUAGACUUACAAAAUUCUUGGACGGUGGACGACAUUAUCCAGUUUUACGCACCUGUCUACGAGCGGCCACUGCUAAGGUCAAAUGCAGAAGGUACUGUAGCGGGACGUCGGAAAGGACGAUCUCCGCUUGAAUUAACUAUUAAUGAGAUGAAGAAGGUUGGCACAAAGCUAAGUUCUCAAGCUUUCAAGUCCAGGUCAAACGCAAUGUUGGAUACUGUCGAAUUAGAACAUUGGCCUUCUGAAAAAGGUAGCACAUCAAAUUCAACAACUGAGGCAAGCAAAAUGAUCGAAACAGAGGAAAAUUGGUUAUAUGUGCAUCUUCCAAAUAGACGAACAAGACAGCAGUCUCUGAACCCAAACUUUUUAAGAUUGUAUGCCACUGAACUAUCUUCUAAACUUAAGAACCUGCUUCCAGAUAUUAAUGUUGAUGAGCAUGCAUUACGGAAGCUUUCACACGACGAUAUCUGGAAUUUGGACAUACCAAACAAAUACGACGAUGUCUCGCCUUACCAGAUUAAAUUAGCAUUGAUAACGCGGAGGAAACUCUGGUCAGAGAUGUGCAACAUCCUGCGACAGGAUCUACACGGGGUAAACGCACCCUGGAACCUAAAGUUCGUUAUAGAACCUCAACUCACAGAUGAUAGUGACCGCACGCAAAGGAAAAACCUCACGUCAUCGUUAGUACGCCUCGAAUCUGAUGUUAAGCCAUGGUCAAAGGGAGGAAAUCAAUUUAUGUUACGUCCAUGUGGGAAGUUAUCACUGGGCAAAAAUGGCAAUAGGGAUAUACAGUAUGUUGUAAAGGGUUGGUGUGAUAGCCGGUUUUGUUAG
Molecule: messenger RNA, 1740 nt
Organism: Eremothecium sinecaudum
Lineage: Eukaryota; Fungi; Ascomycota; Saccharomycetes; Saccharomycetales; Saccharomycetaceae
Gene: GIS3
Product: Gis3p
Exons: 1
Coding region: 1-1740 (579 amino acids)
Source: RefSeq, a predicted model, not a curated record